UGCUGGUUGGAGACCGGCUGUGUGAUGCACUGAAUGAGGUGGAGAGUUCACGCGGCGCACACAGCACUGCACAGCCUGAACAACUGAACGAGAUAUUGAUUAGGAACAAAGAACAACCAUGCGAGCGUUCUUGGGCGUGUUGGCGUGUUCUCUGACUGUGCUCUCAGUCCACGGUCUCUACUCUGCCAGUGAUGAUGUGGUUGAACUCAACCCCUCUAACUUCAACAGGGAAGUCAUACAGAGUGACAGUCUCUGGCUGGUCGAAUUUUAUGCCCCCUGGUGUGGUCACUGCAAGAAUUUGGCUCCUGAAUGGAAGAAAGCAGCCACGGCUUUAAAGGGCAUUGUGAAGGUGGGCGCUGUGGACGCAGACCAGCACAACUCCCUGGGAGGCCAAUAUGGAGUCCGUGGCUUCCCAAGUAUCAAGAUCUUCGGAGCCAACAAACACAAACCAGAGGAUUACCAAGGUGGCCGUAGCAGUCAGGCCAUUGUAGACGCAGCUCUGAAUGCUCUCCGCUCGCUGGUCAAAGACCGACUUGGUGGAAAGACUGGAGGCACAGACUAUGGCAAACAGAGUGGAGGCGGUGCCGGCAAUAAGAAGGAUGUGGUGGAGCUGACCGAUGAUAACUUUGACCGUACCGUGCUGGACAGUGAUUAUGUCUGGAUGGUGGAGUUCUUCGCCCCCUGGUGUGGACACUGCAAAAAUCUUGAGCCGGAAUGGACAGCAGCUGCCACAGAAGUCAAAGAGCAGACAAAGGGUAAAGUGAAACUGGGUGCUGUGGAUGCUACUGUUCACCAGGGCUUGGCGAGCCGCUAUGGGAUUCGAGGAUUCCCUACCAUCAAGGUCUUUCGUAAAGGAGAGGAGCCAGAGGACUAUCAGGGGGGACGUACCCGAUCUGACAUAGUUGCUCGUGCCAUGGGCCUUUACUCUGACAACAGCCCUCCUCCAGAGCUUCAAGAGAUUUUGAAUGAAGACGUUUUGAAGAAAACCUGCGAGGACUAUCAGCUGUGUAUCAUAUCUGUGCUGCCUCACAUUCUAGACACAGGUGCAUCUGGAAGAAACUCUUACCUGGAGGUGAUGAGGAUGAUGGCAGACAAAUACAAGAAGAAGACGUGGGGUUGGUUGUGGACUGAAGCAGGGGCACAGAUGGAUCUGGAGUCAUCUCUUGGGAUCGGUGGAUUUGGCUAUCCCGCCAUGGCAGCCAUUAAUGCUCGCAAGAUGAAGUUUGCUCUGCUCAGAGGCUCAUUCAGUGAAACGGGCAUCCACGAAUUUCUCAGGGAGCUUUCUGUUGGCCGUGGCUCCACUGCUACAGUGGGAGGCGGAGCUUUGCCUAAGAUCAACACUGUGGAACCUUGGGAUGGGAAAGACGGAGUGUUGCCCAUGGAGGAUGACAUUGACCUGAGCGAUGUGGAUCUGGAUGAUCUGGAGAAGGAUGAGUUAUGAGCCUGGUCUAAACUACACUAGACCCCAAAUGAUGCCCAUGUCUUCUCUCCCAUGGAUGAGGGGAUGGUUGGGACACAAACUUCCUUAAGACUUCUGAAAAGAUACAAAUAAAGCAAAUGGUUGUGCAGCUUUUUAAAAGAAAACAUCUCCACGUUAGUUGAAAAAUGAGGCUUUUCAGUAUGUACAUCACGAUUGAGCUACGCUCUGCCUCAAGUUCCUCCUUCACUUUCUGAUUUAACUUUUGAUUGGAGUUUUCAAUCAACUUGAUGAAGCAGAAUGUGACUCUCAAGAUUAUCAAACACUUGUUUCCAGUAAGCAGAUGUCACACAGAGGCUCUUCACAGAACACUUUCUAAUAUUUGUUUCAUUGACUAGAUUUAAUCAGAUGGCACUGGUCUUUCUGGUAAUGAGAUUAACCAGUGGUUAUUUAAAUCAGCCUUUCUGUAAUUUCAGCAGCUCCUUGAGUUGCAAGAUGCCUAAAGUUGUUUUCAUUUUCACCCUUUCUCCCUCUGAUGUGACUAUUUUUUUUUGGUUGUUGUUUUUAAAUUGUGUUACUGAAAAGAAUGUCAUCCAAACUGUAUCCCAGUUUGCCCAUUUGUCUAAUGUGCUGGAUCAGGUGUAAUGUGGGCAUCGUGUAGAUUUUUCUUACACAGCACUGUUUUGAAAAAUAAAAUAAAAAAAGGUUUUUGUUAUGAAAAUAAAACAAAAAUAAUAAAUUGACUAGCUUUUUUUUUAUGACCGCUUAUCUAGGAAGUUAUUCAGAUGAACACCGGUUGCCUAUGAAUCAGUGGUUUAUUGAGAAUUCAUGCACAUACACAUACACUGUAAAGAUGCAACAUUUAGAUUCGCACUGAUGCUUUGGCUUCACAAAAAUAUGGCUGGACAUCCCAUUCCCAGCUGCGAUAUAACUUUUUUUUGUUGUUUUUUUUCAACCAUCAUCCUUUACAACACAAUUGACACUAUACAAAAUUAAAAAUGACUCAUAAAUCUAAUAUAUAUAUAUGUGUGUGUGUGUGACCAGUACAAAUAUUCGUUUUGGCAUUUCACUUCAACAGUCAUUUUACAGAGA
Molecule: messenger RNA, 2509 nt
Organism: Sinocyclocheilus grahami
Lineage: Eukaryota; Metazoa; Chordata; Actinopteri; Cypriniformes; Cyprinidae
Product: protein disulfide-isomerase A6-like
Exons: 13
Coding region: 119-1441 (440 amino acids)
Biological process (GO): response to endoplasmic reticulum stress
Cellular component (GO): endoplasmic reticulum lumen
Molecular function (GO): protein-disulfide reductase activity; protein disulfide isomerase activity
Source: RefSeq, a predicted model, not a curated record